UGCAGCAGUGGUGGUCUCUGCACCUGCACGCACAAAGCUAUCAAGAAAAUCAUCAUCAGGAUCACCAUUCAGGCUGUUGCAUUCAGAGACAUCCUGCACAAUGUGUACGCAAAGCUGCAUGACUGCAUCUGCUGUGCCAUUCACAGCAGGGUGCUGAGCAGCCCAUCCUGGGAUGCCAGGAGUAAACCUAACUCAU
Molecule: messenger RNA, 196 nt
Organism: Pelecanus crispus (Dalmatian pelican)
Lineage: Eukaryota; Metazoa; Chordata; Aves; Pelecaniformes; Pelecanidae
Source: RefSeq, a predicted model, not a curated record